AUGGGCUCGACAAGCUGGGCCUAUGCCUAUGUCUUCGGCGACCAGACGAGCGAGUUCGAUUCUGGUCUUCGACGUCUACUCCAAGACAAAGGCAACAGUUUCGUGACAUCUUUCCUAGAGAGAUGCUCAUUUGCUUUGCGUCACGAAGUGACACAGCUGCCACCUUCUGAUCGUCGGAAAUUCCCUCGCUUCACCAGCAUCGUCAGUCUACUUUCCAGAUAUCGCGAGUUGGGUCCCAAUCCUGCUCUGGAAAGUGCCUUGACUACCCUCUAUCAGCUAGCUUCCUUUAUCAGUUACUAUGGUGAUGGAGGCCAAGUUUACCCUGUAGGCUCACAAAGCCACGUUAUUGGGCUUUGUACCGGCCUACUCGCAUCUGCAGCAAUAGCCUCGUCCAGAACUAUCGGAGAGCUAGUCCCGCUUGCUGUUGAAGCCGUUGUCGUUGCUCUCAGGCUUGGACUGUGCGCCUAUAAAGUUCGUGACUACGUCGGCCAAUAUAGCGGUCAGUCCCAGAGCUGGUCUGCUGUAAUCUCCGGCAUCAGUGAGGAAAAGGCACUUUCUAUUAUAGCCGAGUUUUCCACCAAAAAGGAUAUUUCCCCUUCAUCUCGUCCUUAUGUCAGCGCCGUCAGCUACAAUGGUUUAACCAUCAGUGCACCGCCUCCUGUCCUUGAAGAGUUCAUUGACUCUGAAUUAGCAAAGAGCGCCAAACCACUCAGAGUAGCCGUUCAUGCUCCUUUUCACGCCCCUCAUCUUUAUGUAAAGGAAGACGUAGACUGGGUUCUGAAAACUAAAAAUAGUGGCUCAUUCAACGGAUACGCCUGUCGCAUUCCGGUUCUGUCAAGUACCACCGGCCGAGAGAUUGCUGCAGACAACUUUGAGGACCUGCUGAGGGUUGCUGUUGAAGAGAUUCUUCUUAAGCAGCUUCGCUGGGAUAAAGUCCUCGAUAGCUACUCAUCCAUUGCCAAAUGUUCGUUCAUCUCGACAGCUACAAUAUUCCCCGUCGCAACCUCAGCCACCACAGGACUAGUCUCUGCAUUGAAACGUGCCGGAGUUUCUGAAGUCCUUCUGGAAAAUGCUCUUCUCGACUCACCAAAGACCGACAAUUUCCAGAGUACAACAGGCAGAGCCGAACAGUCAAAGAUCGCCAUCAUCGGUCUAUCCGGAAGAUUUCCAGACGCACCAAGCCCUGAACAUUUCUGGAAUCUCCUCUACCAGGGUCUUGAUGUCCACAGAGAGGUGCCUCCUGAUAGAUGGAACUGGAAAACGCAUGUCGAUCUUACGGGCAAGAAGAGGAAUACCAGUCAAGUGCCUUACGGUUGUUGGAUUCCUGAGCCUGGUCUUUUCGAUCCUCGAUUCUUCAACAUGUCACCCAGGGAGGCGCUUCAAGCGGAUCCAGGCCAGCGACUGGCACUAGUUACUGCUUAUGAAGCAUUGGAGAUGGCAGGGUUUGUUCCUGACUCGACGCCUUCUACACAAAAAGAUCGGGUUGGAAUCUUCUACGGCAUGACUAGCGAUGAUUAUCGUGAAAUCAACAGCGGUCAGGACAUUGACACAUACUUUAUUCCUGGCGGCAAUCGUGCUUUCACACCCGGUCGCAUCAAUUAUCACUUCAAAUUUAGUGGACCGAGCGUCAGCGUGGAUACUGCAUGCUCAUCAAGUCUAUCUGCAAUCCAUAUGGCUUGCAAUGCAUUGUGGAAAAAUGAUUGUGAUACCGCUAUUGCUGGAGGUACCAACGUCCUGACAAACCCCGACAACCAUGCCGGUCUUGACCGCGGUCACUUCCUUUCUCGCACAGGAAACUGCAACACGUUUGAUGAUGCAGCUGAUGGCUAUUGUCGUGCGGAUGGUGUAGGCACCGUUGUUCUCAAGCGACUUGAAGAUGCGAUUGCAGACAACGACCCAAUCCAGGCUGUAAUUGCGGGAGCCUACACAAAUCAUUCAGCCGAAGCUGUGUCAAUGACACGGCCUCAUUCUGGUGCUCAGGCAUUCAUCUUUGACAAACUUCUCAAUGAAGCUGGUGUUCACCCCAACGACGUCAGCUACAUUGAGAUGCAUGGAACCGGCACACAGGCUGGUGAUGCAGUCGAGAUGACAUCGGUUCUUGAUACUUUUGCUCCCGAUCAUGGUCGAAAGCCCGAGCAAACCCUCCACAUCGGAUCAGCAAAGUCAAACAUCGGCCAUGGAGAAUCUGCAUCAGGUGUUACUGCUUUGAUCAAGGUGUUAAUGAUGAUGCGCAAAAGCACAAUUCCACCACACUGUGGUAUCAAGACAAAGAUCAACCACAACUUUCCUACUGAUCUCAAGGAACGCAACGUACACAUUGCUUUCAAGCCCACUUCUUGGGUAAAACCAGGGUCAGGGCUACGCAGAUCCUUCAUCAACAAUUUCUCUGCAGCCGGUGGCAACACUGCCUUGCUUGUAGAAGAUGCUCCAGAUUGUCUUGUUGAUUCUGCUGUUGUCGAUCCACGGUCAACAUACUCAGUUGCAGUCUCGGCGAGAUGUCAAGCCUCGCUGAAGAACAAUAUAAACAACCUAGUUGACUGGAUCAGCAAAAACUCUUCCGACAUGAAGGAGAAUGAGUUUUUAGCCAAGUUGUCAUAUACUACUACUGCUCGACGCCUCCACCACCCUUUCCGCAUCAUGGUCUCUGGUACCAAAGUGUCCGAGGUGCAAGAAGCUCUUCGUGCAGCAGCCAGCAGGGAACCUAUUAGCCCAGCUCCAUCUGUUGCACCAAGUGUCGGCUUCAUCUUCACCGGACAAGGAGCACAAUACGCUGGCAUGGGAAAACAAUUCUUCGAGAGCUUCUCACAAUUCCGCUCUGAUAUCCUACGUUUCAACGGAAUUGCUCAGAGCCAAGGAUUUCCAUCUUUUCUACCAUUGAUCGAUGGCAGUAUGCCGAUUGAAGAGAUGAGCCCUGUGAUUACGCAGUUGGGAACAACUUGUUUGCAGAUGGCAUUGGCAAAUCUAUGGGCCUCGUGGGAGACUCGUCCUACGUUUGUCAUGGGCCAUAGCCUCGGGGAGUACGCUGCUCUCUAUGUCUCCGGAACGUUGACGGCUUUUGAUACAAUUUAUCUAUGCGGUCGUCGUGCCCAGCUCUUAGAAGGGAAGUGCAAGGUUGGAACUCAUGCAAUGCUGGCAGUACGAUCAGCCUUGAGUGAGAUCACUCCUUUCCUGAACCCAGGAAUUCACGAAGUCGCUUGUAUCAAUGCUCCUGGCGAGACUGUCAUCAGUGCUACUUCCCAAAAUAUCGAUGCUCUUUCCGAACAACUUGUUGCUGCUGGAAUAAAAGUCACCAAAUUGAAAGUGCCCUUUGCAUUCCACUCCUCUCAGGUUGAACCAAUUCUCGAGGAGCUUACCAACGCGGCUAAAGGAGUCAAGUUCCACAAGCCUUCAAUUCCUCUCGUGUCUCCCCUUUUGGGAGAGGUUAUCAACGAGAGGAACUAUGAGCAGCUUGGUGGCAAGUAUCUCAGUCGUCAUUGCCGGGAGACAGUCAACUUUCUUGCAGCAAUUGAAGCUUCCCGACAUGCUAAGCUUAUGAGCGACAAGACAGUAUGGAUUGAGAUUGGUUCUCACACAAUUUGCUCUGGUAUGAUCAAAUCUACUCUUGGUCCACAGGCAAACACGGUUGCUUCGCUACGUAGAAACGAAGACUCGUGGAAGGUGCUUUGUCAAAGCUUGUCAGCUGUAUACCUCGCUGGUAUUAAUGUACAGUGGAAGGAGUAUCACCAGGAUUUCAAGUCAAGUCAUGAAGUUCUUCACCUGCCAGCAUACUGCUGGGAAAACAAGAACUACUGGCUAUAUUACAAGAAUGACUUCUGUUUGACCAAGGGUGGCGACCCAGUGCCUCAGAUUUCCAACACUGCGCCUUCCCGUCUCACCAUAUCGGCCCAGAAGGUAGUCGAAAGUAUUGGUGACGCAAGUAAAGCAACCGUCAUUACUGAGACUGACAUUUCCGAUCCAGACCUGUGUCCUGUUAUCCUGGGUCAUAAGGUCAACGGAACACCUCUUUGUCCCUCCUCGCUAUACGCCGAUAUCGCUCAGACGCUGGCAGAGUACCUGAUUGACAACUUCAAGCCUGAGCUCAAAGGAGUUGGCCUGGAUGUUGCUGACAUGGCUGUUCCAAAGCCUCUGAUUUACAAAAACGCGGGACCUCAACUUUUCCGGGCAGCCGCCACUGCUGAUUGGGAUGCCAGACAGGUCUCCAUGCAGAUCUACUCUGUCACUCCUGAAGGCAGGAAGAUGACAGACCACGCAAGUUGCAUCAUAAAGUUCUUCGAUACUAAGGCUGCACGAGAGGAAUGGAAGCGCAAUGCAUACCUCAUUCAACGAAGCGUCGACCGGCUGUUCGAAAGUGCGGCCAACGGCGAUAGCAACAAACUUGGCCCUGGAAUGGUUUACAAGCUGUUCGGCGCUCUGGUCGAUUAUGACAAGAACUACAAGUCUAUGCGAGAAGUUAUCUUGGAUAGUGAGAAUUAUGAGGCCACUGCUCUAGUCAAGUUCCAGGCUGAAGCGGCCAACUUCCACCGCAAUCCGUUUUGGAUUGAUAGCAUUGGUCAUAUUACUGGAUUCACUAUGAACGCAAACGAUGCUACUGACUCGGCCAAUUUCGUUUAUGUCAACCACGGCUGGGAUUCUAUGCGCUGUGCUACCAAGUUCUCUGCCGAUGCUACAUAUCGCACUUAUGUGAGGAUGCAGCAAUGGCAGGGCACCAUCUAUUCCGGUGACGUUUAUGUCUUUGAAAAAGAUGAGAUCAUAGCUGUAUAUGGAGGCGUCAAGUUCCAAGGAGUGCCCCGCAAGAUUCUCAACACUGUCCUGCCUCCACCAAGCGGUGCUCAGGCAACCAAGCUGGCGGCCAAGAGUAGUGUUCCUGCUCCUGUUGCUGUGCCCAAAACUAAGCCUAUCGCGAAGGCAGUCAAACCUACUGUACCAAAGUCUUCUGCUCCCAGUCUUCUUGUUCAAGCUUUUAAGAUAUUGGCUGGCGAGGUUGGUUUGUCCGAAGCAGAGCUUUCAGAUGACCUUGUCUUUUCUGACUACGGAGUGGACUCUCUUCUGGCCUUGACAAUUACUGGUAAAUUCCGCGAACAGCUUAACCUUGACUUUGAGUCUAGUAUCUUCAUGGACUACCCAACUGUCAAAGACUUCAAGGGGCUUUUGAUGCAGUCACUGGACAGCGGCGAAUCUUCCUCAGAGUCAUCUGUCUUUGAUGAUUCUGCAUCAAAUUCAGAGCCACCUACCCCUGGGACUCCUGGAGAUUUCGCUCCGCACAUGAAGGCUGCCCCGUCUGCAGGAGAAGACAAGACUCUGGCUACCAUUCGCCAAACUCUCAUCGAUGAGAUCGGUGUGUCUGCAGAGGAGUUGACUAACGAGGUAAAUCUCGCUGAGAUGGGCAUGGAUUCCUUACUCUCGUUGACUGUGCUUGGGAGAAUACGGGAGGAACUGGGUUUGGACUUGCCUUCCGACUUUUUUAUUGAGAACCCUACGAUGGGCCAAGUCGAAGAAACUCUUGACUUGAAGCCAAAAGCUCCUGUACAACAGUCGAAGCCAGCCGUGUUGUCUACUCCAGCACCCUUAUUGCAGCCGGAGGAGUUGACUUCCAAGCUCAACCACCCUCCAGCUACGUCUAUCCUACUGCAGGGAAGUCCCAAGACGGCUACACAUACGCUGUUCCUCUUCCCUGAUGGCUCUGGCUCGUCAACUUCAUAUGCGACCAUUCCCAAGAUUUCUCCCGAUGUCUGCGUUUAUGGAUUGAAUUGUCCUUACAUGAAGACUCCGGAGAAACUCAACUGCGCCCUUCAGGACCUCACUGCCUCGUACGUUACUGAGAUCCGUCGUCGCCAGCCAAAGGGGCCAUAUAACGUGGGUGGAUGGUCCGCCGGAGGAAUCUGCGCCUACGAUGCGGUCCGCCAGCUUGUUGUCGAGCAGGGUGAAACAGUUGAGAGGAUUUUCUUCCUCGACUCGCCAUUCCCCAUCGGUCUUGAGAAACUGCCUCCAAGACUGUAUAGGUUCUUCGACGACAUGAAAAUCUUCGGCGAUGGCAAGACACCCCCACCCAAAUGGCUUCUGCCACAUUUCCUCGCAUUCAUUGAUGCGCUCGACCUGUACAGGGCCGUUCCCUUCCCGAUCAACGACCCCAAGUACGAAAGCCGCCUCCCCAAGGCUUAUCUCAUCUGGGCCAAGGAUGGAGUUUGCGGUAAGCUGGGAGAUCCCCGCCCUGCACCAUCCGAGGACGGAAGCCGUGACCCUAGAGAAAUGCUUUGGCUCCUCAAUGAUCGUACCGACUUUGGCCCGAAUGGCUGGGAUACCUUGGUUGGUAAGAACAAGGUCGCAUCAAUCGAAGCUUUGCAUGAGGCAAACCAUUUCACAAUGAUGGAUGGUAUCAAAGCAAGUGGUCUGUCUAGCUUUAUCAAGAAAGCUUUCUAA
Molecule: messenger RNA, 6417 nt
Organism: Talaromyces marneffei
Lineage: Eukaryota; Fungi; Ascomycota; Eurotiomycetes; Eurotiales; Trichocomaceae
Exons: 4
Coding region: 1-6417 (2138 amino acids)
Biological process (GO): secondary metabolite biosynthetic process; fatty acid biosynthetic process
Molecular function (GO): phosphopantetheine binding; 3-oxoacyl-[acyl-carrier-protein] synthase activity; fatty acid synthase activity
Source: RefSeq, a predicted model, not a curated record